This is a messenger RNA of Aureobasidium musti, 483 nucleotides long. The record is from the annotation of a GenBank genome assembly. Lineage: Eukaryota; Fungi; Ascomycota; Dothideomycetes; Dothideales; Saccotheciaceae.
AUGGACCACUACAUGAUGGGUAGAUUGUUCGAGCUACAGCCUCCUCAAUUCAACAUGCUCAGAGAUGUGGAGUUUGUUUGGUUGGUGAGCAACCCGUCUUUUCUAGGGUCUCAGAGAAAAGAUGAUAAGAAAGGGAUGAGGGUGAUAUGCACAACCAAGCCCCAACGCGCAAAGGACACUGCCAUAGCGCUGAGAGCCAUAUGUGAGAGCUUGGAGAAGUUAGAAGGUCUGGAGGUGAUGAAGUGGCACUUUCAGCUGAUGAGUGGAAAACGCGCGUGGGCUGCUGACGAGACUGGAAUCCUCAAUGAAGUCAACAAGGCUAGACAUGGGAGACAGGGAUGGCAAGUGAUUGUCUGGGAUAGUUUGCCCUGGGACAGCAACAGGGUGGUUGAAAUGGACUGUGAUGGGAUGCCUGUCAUUAAGCUCCCAGGAGGAUCUACUUUAAAGGACUUAGAACGCUAUUUGGAAGGCUCUAGGGUUUAG